This is a messenger RNA of Pollicipes pollicipes, 3364 nucleotides long. It is a transcript of the gene simj, whose product is annotated as transcriptional repressor p66-beta simjang. NCBI's taxonomy places the organism in Eukaryota, Metazoa, Arthropoda, Thecostraca, Pollicipedomorpha, Pollicipedidae. Gene Ontology annotation, biological process: negative regulation of transcription by RNA polymerase II. Gene Ontology annotation, cellular component: NuRD complex. The record is from RefSeq and is a predicted model, not a curated record. Bases 421 to 2328 code for a protein of 635 amino acids. The transcript has 2 exons.
GGCGUCGAAAGCCCCUGAUUUUGGACGGAAAGGUCGUUGUUCGUGUGUGACUGGGUUCAUGCAACCAUUGAUGACGUGUGGAUUUUGCAAAUUACGGCUCAGGUGUUGUGCGUUAGGUUGAUCAGUGGUGUGUGGUUACAUUUUGGACAAAAGGUAACUAAGCUGUCUGCCCGGCGGUGGCAAGACAUGUGUCUUGGUGUAAGGUUGUGGAUCGCCGCAAAUUGAUGAAGACGUGGAAGCUAUGUGUUUCAAAUAGUACUCAUUGAAAAAAGCUGAACAUAGUUGCUAGGUCUGCCUGUGGCCUGAGCCGGCGCUGCGCACGCCAGCCAAUCGUGAGCCCCGCGCGCCCUGCGCCGACGGCGGCGCGCGUCAGCGACACAGUCGGACCAGGGGCGGCGCGGCGCCCGCUCGGCCGCCGCCAUGGACCUCAGCGUGAAGCGGGACCCGGCGUCGAAGGUGGGCGAGGCCAUCAUGGACCUGUCGAGCCGAGGCAUCACCGUCACACGCAUGGGGGAAGGCGCCGGCAAGCGGUCGGCGCCCGAGGAGGGCCGCGGCGGCCGUCGCUCGCUGCGGCCGCGCACCGAGAAGAACUAUACAGAGGCCACCGAACUGGUGGUGGUCGAGGAGGAGACGGACGACGACAGCGACGUGGAGAAGCCGCUGCCGCCCAUCAAGGAGCUGUCGCCGUCCGAGCUAGCCGAGAAGAUGGAGCUGAUCCGGAAGUUCCGCGAGGAGCUGCGCAACGAGGAGAGCAAGCUGGUGCUGCUCAAGCGGGUGCGCCAGGUGCAGGCUAAGGAGAACGUGUCGGUGGCGCCGCCGGUCAAGCCGCCGGCCGCCGCCAAGGCGGCCAAGGUGUCGACGGCUGGCUUCACGCCGCCGCCCAGCGUCACCAUGUCGGUGAAGAGCUCGUCGGGCUCGCGCGGUGGCGGCGGCGGCCGCGGCGGCUCGGGCACCAGCUCGGUGUCGGUGAUCCCGACGGGUCGCGCCAGCGGCGGCGGCGGCGCGCACACCACGCUCUCCAGCCUGAUGGCGGCGCAGCACGGCCUGCUGAAGACAGGCGCCAGCUCGCCGCACGGCCAGUACGGCGCCGCCUACGGCUCGUACCCGCUGACGGCCGAGGUGGACAUCCGACGCGAUUCGCCGGUGCUGUCGCGCCAGCCGGAGCCGGCGCACCACCGGCCGGCCGAGCAGACGCCCGAGCAGCGCCAGCAGGUGGCCAAGCUGGCGCUGCGCAAGCAGCUGGAGAAGACGCUGCUGCAGAUCCCGCCGCCCAAGCCACCGCCGCCCGAGAUGGGCUUCAUCCCGUGCGGCACCAACACGCCGUUCGUGUACCUACUCGGCCUGGAGAAGGUGGUGGACUUCAUCAAGUCGGAGAACCCCGACACGUCCAGCUGGGAGAACUUCAGCUGCAGUCAGUGCCGACGCGACUUCACCACCGUGUGGAAGUGGGAGCGAAACCGGACCGGCCGCGUCACGUGCGAGGACUGCGUCACCAGCAACAUCAAGAAGAAGCUGAAGGCGGAGCACACCAGCCGCCUGAAGACGGCCUUUGUCAAGGCGCUGCAGCAGGAGCAGGAGAUUGAGCAGCAGCUGGCCAAGAUGGCGGCCGCCUCGCCGUCGGCGCCCGCCUCCACGCCGCUGCCGCCCACUCCCGAGACUACCAUCACGCCCAUCCCGGCCAAGCGCGACUCUCAUCACUCAAGCCGCGACGCUCACCACGGCGCCCGCGACGCUCACCAUGGCGCCCGCGACGCUCACCACAGCGCCCGCGACGCUCACCACAGCGCCCGCGACGCUCACCAUGGCGCCCGCGAUGCGCACCACGGCGCGCGCGAGGCGCACCACUCGUCGCGCAGCUCGCCGCACACGGCGCGCGACGCGUACCACGCGCGCGAGGCACACCAGCCGCGCGAGGCGCACCAUUCGCGCAGCUCGUCCACCGCCAGCAAGCUGGCCGCCGCCGAGGUCGAGUAUAUGAAGAAGCUUGCCGAUCCCAAGUACGCCUCGGCGUUGAUGAACCCGAUGAUGAUGGCCGCCGCCGCCAUGAACCAGUCGGCGGCGCUGGCUGCGCAGCAGCAGAUGCUGCGGCUGCCGGGCGCGCAUGGCCAGGCGGCGCUGCAGCACAUGCUCGGCCAGUUCAACCCGCUCAUGUACUCGUACCAGCUGGCGAUGGCGCAGGCAGCCCAGGCGGGCGGUGCCACCGGCGGCGGCGGCAGCGCCGCCAAGACCAGCCAGGCCCUGGCCGACAUGCAGCGCCAGUACCUGCUGGACAUGCUGCCGUCGCAGGCGCUGCCGCCCGGCUGGGGCGGCACCUCCGGCAAGAAGUAGCCGCCGGCGCGGCGCGGCGCAGCGCGGUGGCGGGCCGGUGCGGCCAGGUACAAAGGACGCUGUCCCGGGGCGGACAGAGCACGACGGUGCAGCUGCGGCCGGCUGACAGGUCGGCACGGACGGCAAGGGCGGCGGUGUGCAGGGCGGACGAUCGGCGGCGGCCUUUGGAGCCCUCCGGUGCGCUGGUGGGGGUGACGGAGUGCCGUCCGGGCUCUGCGGCCGCGAGCGGCACUGACAGGCCGCCAGGGCUACGGCCUGUCCGGUCACCGGUGUUCUUUGUGAUCAAAAGUGUCGCCGUCAGGCUCGCGCGCGGCUGUCAGGCCGCUACUUGCCCCGCCUGAGGGCGUCUGUCCGGUCACGAGUGCUGCCGUCGGGUCACGCACAGUUAUCCCGGUCGGGUCACGGGCGCGUGUCUCGGUGCGGCCGGAUCAUCUUCGUUGGAUCCCACCAGAGGUCUUCAAUUGGCCGACCCCCGCCGGACAGAGUUGUGCUGCAGUUGUGUUCUGUUGGUUUUCCGCGUUGCCGCCAGGGGGUGGGUCGGGGUCCUACUGGAAGAGAGCGCGUUUUUGUUGCGCGAAUCAUGGUUCGGCGUAUCUCAUUUAUGGCCCACGAAAACCUGCGUUGUUGCGGGGCUGAAUUGUGUCUCAUUUCCAGGCCCCUCAGUUUGCUGCUCUUGCGCGUGAUGUGUUUAAAGGCCAUGGGUCGACUGACGUCAGCGCGCUCCGUGAAAGGGUCCAAUGCCGGCCAAGUAUUUAUGACGUGUAUCGUUGGAGGAAGCUUUUACAAGUAACGACGGGCGUGGGUCGGUUAUGUCGGCGUUCUCCAGUUUGUAGCCGGUUUUUCUAAACACGUGGGACAACGCGUAGUCGGGUGAGCUCUCGUGUUCGCCCCGUCAGCCGCCGCCGGACCGCCAUCGGCACGCGUUGCUCAUUUUCGCGGCGCGUCGGUCGUGGCGCGCGCGCGGCCUUCGUGGCGCACUGCACCGCCGACCUGUACCUGUCCUCAACACCUGUGAAAUAAACGGCGUCUGUCCUCG